AUGCCCGCCUCGAAAGUCUGCAGCGGGAAGUUGUUUCAUGGUGGUGCACGACUAAGGCGGCGGAAGAAGCCUCCUCUGCUUCGACAUGUCUUCCAAGAGUUCCGUACCGAUGUUCACCGUGUUUCCACGCUGAAUCCGGAGGACCACGUCAACAGAGAGCCCAGGACACUCACCCAGAAAUGGCGCGUCACUUCUGGUCUACGUCGUCCGGAUGGGGUGCUCAGACGCGUAUACCUGGUCAAUGGACACUUUCCUGGACCGACAAUAGAAGCGCGUUCCGGAGAUGAGAUCAUCAUUGAAGUCGAAAAUGCCCUGGAACAAGAUGGCAUCGCGAUUCAUUGGCAUGGCCUAUCGAUGAAUGGUGCCAAUGAAAUGGAUGGCGUCGUAGGCAUAACGCAAGCUCCCAUACAACCAAGUCAAAACUUCACCUACAGCUUCAUGAUCGAAGCGGAUCAGCACGGCACAUUCUGGUGGCACAGUCAUUACGCGCAGCAGCGAGCAGAUGGUUUGUACGGGGGAUUUGUUGUUCACAAUCCCGUUUCUGGGGACGAGGAGCCGGAAAUCGCUGAUGAGCGACUACUUUUGGUCGGAGAUUGGUACCAUCGUCAUGCUGCCGCUGCAUUGAAAGCAUACAUGCAUCCUGGCGCAUUCGGCCUUGAGACAGUCCCGGACUCUAUAUUGAUCAAUGGCGCAGGAGCAUACAAGUGUGCGGAUGCAGUCCCUGUUCGGCCAGUCGACUGUAUUGAGGUCCCGGCAGAAUCUCAACCAUCACUCUAUCUCGAUACCAAGAAACGGACGAUCCUUCGACUUGUAAAUGUUGGCGCCUAUGCUGGUUUCAGUGUUUCUGCUCCGGGCAGUGUGAUGACAGCUCUCACAGUAGAUGCGGGUCAUCCGAUCGUUGGGACCAUGUCUAGAACAGUAGGCCCCUUGCAGCCUGGAGAACGACUCGACGUCUUACUUGAGCUCGAUCCUGUCGCUGGUCACUAUGACACUAGGCUUAAUAUCACAUUGGACGAUACUCCGUUCAAGUACGAGAAUACCGCAUUGACGCUAACGCACACAUUUCCACUUCGUUGGAACGGCAGGUUCAGGAAGCGUCAAGUAGGCAGCGAUCCAAAGUCCAUCGUCGCCGAGCAUUUUGACCCUCAAACCGCCACUUCUCUAGAGGAUCAGAGCGUUCUUGUGCCGCCUGCCGCGCAGCAUACGGUCAUUCUAUAUGCGGUGACACAGAAACUUGCCAGACUCGACAAUGAAACGCGCGGAUUCAUCAACCAUACUACAUGGCGACCACAGUCUCCGCCUCUCAACGCGCUCGCUCGCAGCAAGUGGGAUGCUAAUCAAUUGGUGCCGCACAUCCCAUACAAUCAGCAUUCUCCGGUCUGGGUCGAUAUUGUUCUGAACAAUCUGGAUGAGGAUUGGCACCCCUUUCAUCUGCACGGUUACAACUUCUGGGUCUUGAGUAGCUACACCUCCGACUACAACUGGGGCUCGUAUAAUCCGUACGAUAGCGCAAAGCCCCCCGGCGGUGAGAACGAUCUCAAGGGUGCACUUCGGAAAGAUACCUUCUACGUGCCUCGUCACGGCUAUGCUGUCCUCCGUUUCCAAGCAAACAAUCCUGGCCUGUGGGCUUUCCAUUGCCACGUAUUGUGGCACGAGGCCUCAGGAAUGGGAAUGACCUUCGACGUGCGCUAUUGA
Molecule: messenger RNA, 1695 nt
Organism: Pseudocercospora fijiensis CIRAD86
Lineage: Eukaryota; Fungi; Ascomycota; Dothideomycetes; Mycosphaerellales; Mycosphaerellaceae
Exons: 3
Coding region: 1-1695 (564 amino acids)
Molecular function (GO): oxidoreductase activity; copper ion binding
Source: RefSeq, a predicted model, not a curated record